This is a messenger RNA of Neoarius graeffei (lesser salmon catfish), 1926 nucleotides long. Its product is annotated as solute carrier family 46 member 2. Gene Ontology annotation, biological process: transmembrane transport. Bases 164 to 1444 code for a protein of 426 amino acids. Gene Ontology annotation, cellular component: membrane. Gene Ontology annotation, molecular function: transmembrane transporter activity. The transcript is spliced from 4 exons. The record is from RefSeq and is a predicted model, not a curated record. Lineage: Eukaryota; Metazoa; Chordata; Actinopteri; Siluriformes; Ariidae.
UCACAAACACACACUCACCGAGUGCGCAGAGCUGAUUUGGAGGUGGUCGGGAGGAAUGACGACACAACGGAAGCGCACAUAAAACCGGGCGGCUCGCGCCUCCGGAAACUCUCAGUUCGGUGCCUUGUUUGUGCGCGUGACAGACGGACGGACGGACGGACCGAUGGCGUUCCUCCGGACCCACUUGGCUCCUGUGGUGUUCUGCGCGCAGGUCGCGAGCUCGUUUUUCGACACCGGCCUCCAGAUGGUCGUGAAGCAGCGGUACGAGAACGCCACACGCGCGCGCUCCGGAGCCGGAGGACAGCACCAUCAGAAGUCCAUCGCGGACUUUUACAUGAUUUUUAACAUCUUGGUCAAGGUGGUGCCCAUCAUCCCGGCGUUCCUGCUCGCGCGCAUCGGAGACAAGGGCUACCGGAAGGUUCCUGUCGUAGUUCCUCUGACCGGUUACUUGGUUUCACGCGGGUUGUUGUUGUUUGUCAUAGUGUUUGACUUGAGGGUUGAAGUGAUGUACGCGGCUCCCGUUGUGAACGGUCUGUGCGGCGGCUUCUCGUCCUACUGGCCGGGUGUGAUCACGUUGGUGUCGCUGAGCACGAGCGAGGAACUCCGGUCUUUGCGCAUCAUGCGCACGGAGCUCACAUACGGUCUAGCGGGCUUCCUGGGGAGUCUGGCAUCAGGGCAUCUGUACCAGCUCCACGGGCUCGGACACCGGCAAGGAGUCGUGCUCGCGAGCGUGAGCGCGCUGUUGUAUCUCCUGUGCCUCCUGUACGCAGCGUGUAUCCUGCAAAUCAACACGCGCGCGCCGGAUGAGAGACGGGACAGCGAGAACGUCGGCAUCCUGAAGCUGAACCUGAACAGUGACACUGCGAACAUCGCGUUCCUGUUCGCUGCCGGGAUCCUGUAUGAUGUGGCUGUAGGAGGUGGAGUGGAGAUCCUGAACGUGUACGUGUUGGGGCAGCCGCUGAACUGGACCGCGGCGCAAGUGGGCUACGGGAACGCCGCCGGGUCGGUUAUCUUCAUCACCAGCUUCUUCGGAGUGAAGCUGUUCACACGGUGCUCUAUGAGCGACACGAGCAUGAUCAUGAUCGGCAUCAUCUCCUUCCUCAGUGGGAUCUACUUCAUGACCUUUGUUACAAGCACCACGACGUAUUUCUUGGCUCGUACACUCACUUUGUUUGCACUCAUCCCCAUGCCCACCAUUCGCUCGCUACUGUCCAAGCAGAUCCGAGGAUCAUCGUAUGGAAAGACCUUCACAGUGCUCCAGCUCUCCUUCCAGUUGGUUGGUUUAGCUACAACACCCAUCUUCACCAAAAUCUACCAGUCCACACUGCACAUCCUUCCAGGGUUUGUUUUCACCUUAUCAAGCAUCAUCGCAUUCCUUGCUGUGAUUCCCAUCAGCAUUGUUGGGUGUCGUCUUGCAAGGCAGGAACACUAUGAGCGCUUUUAAGGGGAUGGAAACCUCAUGCAGCUCAACUCCAGGAUUCCCAGCUUGAUCUGGAGUUUGAAUUUGUCUUUGCAGAGUUUCACAGGUUCUCCCUGGGUUCUCCAGUUUCCUCCAACCUCCUAAAAAAAAAAACAUGCUAGGUGGAAUCGUGAUGGUGUGUAUACAUAUGAUUCCUUGUGAUGGACUGGUGCUACAGCCAUGGUGUGUUCCCAUUUCUGGAUCCACCACAAACUUGACUAGGAUGGAGCAGCUACUGAACAAUGAUGGAUCAAAUUUUCAUUCAUUGAUGCGUAUCCAAGUAGCAAAGUUGUUUUAAGUACCAAAAGAAGUUUACUGGCAGCUUUGUUACUUCACUUCUCUGGUACUUUUGUGGGUAGAUUGGUUUUGUACAUUUUAUUUAAGACUACUUUUGUAUCAUGUACAAAAAGGCACAAUUAAAAUAAUGGCUUUAUGUACUGUGGGGUACUCUGUAUUUUAUUGGCCAU